Messenger RNA from Lethenteron reissneri (Far Eastern brook lamprey), 2358 nucleotides. Its product is annotated as mitochondrial amidoxime reducing component 2-like. Gene Ontology annotation, cellular component: mitochondrial inner membrane. The record is from RefSeq and is a predicted model, not a curated record. Lineage: Eukaryota; Metazoa; Chordata; Hyperoartia; Petromyzontiformes; Petromyzontidae. Gene Ontology annotation, biological process: nitrate metabolic process. Gene Ontology annotation, molecular function: molybdopterin cofactor binding; molybdenum ion binding; pyridoxal phosphate binding.
GAGUAUGUCAGGUGAGAGGCUCUGUCUCCCCUGCCUCCCCUGGUGUUUGUACAGCAGACAAUGGAAACUCAACGUCGCCUGGUACACGAACACAUCGUGAAACCGCUGGAGCUAACGCGGUUGUUGUUGUUGAUGAGACGACGAUGAUGAUGAUCUGGAGUCGGGGUCAUGGCAUCACCGCUGCCGCUACCGCUGAUGGCGGUGGUUGGAGUUGGCGCUGGGUGGCGUGGGGGGCCGUGGGAACUUCCCUGGCCGUGGGGGGCCUCUGGCUGUGGCUGAGCAAGAGGAGGAGUGAGACGAGGCUGCGUGUGGGCACGGUCUCCGCCCUGGCGCUCUUCCCCGUCAAGUCGUGCCGUCCGCUGGCGCUCACCGAGGCUACGUGCGGACCCAGGGGCAUGUCUCUCGGGCCCGUGAGCGACAGGCAUUGGCUCGUGGUGACGGAGGAGAGCGGCGCCCAGGUGACGGCUCGCCAGGAGCCGCGCCUCGUGCUGGUCGAGGUCUCGUGGGACUCCGCCGCCGCCGGCCUCCUGCGCUUCACCGUGCCCGGCGUUGCCGCCGCCCUGGCCGUGCCCAUCUCGCUGCCGCCCACCAACCCCGUCCGCACAUGCAGGGUGUUUGGCAUGGACGUGCCUGGCCGUGACUGUGGCGACGAGGCUGCGGCCUGGUUCACGGCGUUCCUGGCGAGCGCCGUCCCCCUCCGCCUCGUCCACUUUGAGGACGGCAUGGAGCCCCGGCAGCUGCUCCGGAUGUCCGCGCCGUGCAUCCCCCUCAUCGCCCACACCCCCGCCGACAAGGUGGCCUACUCAGACUACAGCCCCUACAUGCUGAUGACCGAGGCGUCGAUGGAAGACCUCCACGCCAAGCUGGAGAAAAAAAAUGUCUCCCUUCGCAACUUCCGGCCCAACAUCGUCGUGAGCGAUUGUGCGGCGUUCGACGAGGACUCGUGGGAGCGGCUGGAGAUCGGCACGGUGCGGCUGAGGAAGCUGAAGCGAUGCGACCGGUGUGUGCUCACCACUGUUGACCCGGACACAGGAGUCAAGGACGGCAAGGAGCCACUUGAGACUCUGCGCAGCUACCGUCUGUGCGAGCCCACGGAGAAGCACGUGUGGGGCACGGCGCCCUUCUUCGGGGUGAACUACACCAUCGAGCGCCUGGGCGUGAUGCACGUGGGGGACCCGGUGUUCCGUGUGCUCCGCUAGGAGCCGCAGUGCCGCCACAGCACCACGGCACCACAGCACCACAACACCACCACGGCACCACUGCACCACCACCGCACCACCACGGCACCACCACGGCACCACCACCGCACCACCGCACCACCACGGCACCUCCACGGCACCACCACGGCACCACCACGGCACCUCCACGGCACCACCACGGCACCUCCACGGCACCACCACGGCACCACCACGGCACCACCACGGCACCACCACGGCACCUCCACGGCACCUCCACGGCACCACCACGGCACCACCACGGCACCACCACGGCACCACCACGGCACCACCACGGCACCACCCGCUCUCUACAGGCGGCACACGGGAAGAUGGCGCACGGGUUAGCCCCACCGUACCCUAGGUCGUUGUCAUCGCCGUCGUUGUCAUCAUCGCCAUCAUCAUCAUCGUCAUCGUCAUCACCAUCAUCAUCGCCAUUGCCAUCAUCAUCAUCGCCAUCAUCAUCGCCAUCAUCAUCGCCAUCAUCAUCGCCAUCAUCAUCGCCAUCAUCAUCGCCAUGAUCAUCGCCAACAUCAUCAUCAUCGCCAUCAUCAUCGCCAUCAUCAUCAUCAUCGCCAUCAUCAUCGCCGUCGUCGUGAUGGUGGCGCUCGAGCCAGGCCUGCGUGCGACUGCGGCGCGGUAGCGGUGCGGGAGCAGACUCCAAGCAAAGCCGUAGGACCCCCAAGCAGCUCAAGGGGCGGAGCGGGGGGGGGGGUGAUCGUCAAGUGAAGUAAUUAAUUCGCGAGCGAUCGGUGGUGGGGGGAGGGGGGGGUUGCGGAGUAUAAAACACCAGCGGGGGAUUUGUACCCGGAGAGACGCGGAGGGAGCGGCGGCCCCCCAGGGCAUCGCGGCUCGCGUGGCCAGGCGGGGGGUCCUUUGCCCAUACUUCACCACGCCGGUCAACUUGACGGCACGCUGCGCCGAGACGCUGCGCCGAGAUGCUGCACCGCGACCACUCAGCCUUCCCCACCUCCGUUUGCCGUGUGACCAUAUUUAGACGAAAUGUAAUCGGCAAAUUGUAACUCGAAUGUAAUCGGCAUUAAUUUUCAAUGUUUUUCGUUUAAUAUGUAAUCAUCUAACAUUAGCGUCGAAUACGCAGGAUGAUGUUUAUAGAUACCUCACUAAAAUUAUAUUAAACGAUCUG